AUGGCAGAAUCAAACGCUGUCUACCUCAUGACCGAGGUUAAGGCUCGUGACCAACAGCUCUGGGUCCAAGCUCAAGAUGCUCGCCGUCGCAAGCGCUACCACGAAGCAGAAAUGAAAGAGCAGAAGGCCAUCAUGCUGGAAAAGGAUGCCCUGAUUCAGAGUUUGCAGGAGCAGAUUUGCGCGCUCAAAGGUCGCGAAGAGAGGGCGUGGAAGGAAGAGACGGAGUAUCUGGGCUGGUUCCUAGGUAUUGAGGACUCUCAUGGAAAGUAUUAA
Fusarium coffeatum is the source of this 273-nucleotide messenger RNA. RefSeq lists its product as uncharacterized. The coding region runs from base 1 to 273 and encodes 90 amino acids. The transcript is spliced from 3 exons. NCBI's taxonomy places the organism in Eukaryota, Fungi, Ascomycota, Sordariomycetes, Hypocreales, Nectriaceae. The record is from RefSeq and is a predicted model, not a curated record.